UUACAGAAAAGAUACAGUAUGUCAGCCCUGCCCUCCAGGCACUUACUCAAAGAGGUCAUCAAGAUUUGAAAAGUGUAAACCUUGGACGAAUUGUACUGCAUUGGGAUUAAUGACGAGAGAAGAUGGGAAUGCAAGCAAGGAUGCAAGGUGUGGAGAUCGUGUACUUCCCCAACAAGCAACGCCAACACCAACAUCUGGUCCAGCGCAUAACACAUCUGCUACCAGGCCCAUGGUCACUCCCACAGCAGCUGCAACAGUUCCACAAAACAGUAGCCAUGAAGAGACUACCACCAAUACUGCCACUCUUGCUAGCACAACGUUAAGUUCAACUGCAGUUACAUCAACGCCAACAAGUUCACAGAUCACCACUCCUGACAGGGACAAAAGCACAACUACAGAGAACAGUUCUGGUGAAGACUGGCAGGUUAGUCCAAACAUCCAACCUACCAUAGCAGCGAGUGACGUAGCCAUCAUCCUGACGUCUGCAAUCAUUCUUGUGCUGCUUUUCAUCAUCGUGUUUAUCAUAUGGUAUUACUAUAAGAAGAUGGGAGAACGGGAGAAGAUUGAUGGUGUACCACCAAUAGUGGCUGUUCCUCCACAACAACUUGAUGGACUUGAUGAUGAAGGUCAAGAUUUAAACCCACAAGCUCUCCAGGAACUGAAUGAACAGCAGGCCUUGCUACCAGGAAUGGAACAUGGGGAGGGGGAGUUGGAGCCAAAUGAUAACGAGCAAGCCAGAGGGGAACAAAACCAACGGGGAGUCCAGAUAUAUGUACCCACAGCCACUGGGGCUCUGGAGGGGCAGCAAUUUAAUCUUGGAGUGUACCAAGACCAACGCUGUCUAUUUGAUGCAAGAACCCAGACAGUUCAACUUCUUUGCCCUAACGCUACAGUGCACAGUACUAGUGUUCACCAUCACAACUUUGGAAGCCCAGAAUUUGUGCAAAUAGGAACAAGCAAUACUAUUAACCAGAGUGCAAACACAACAGAUGCAGCAAAUCCAGAGUCUACUGACUCAGAAGUCACUGACUCUUGAGUUUAAGGAAAACAAGGCUUGAUGUAAUUUAUAGCCAUGACAGCAUAAAUACCUGUGUUUAUAUACGGCAAGGCUUUGGCUCAGGGUUGAAAGCCAUCAUUGUAACUAUGCAGUACAUAUACAAUGCAACACGGUGUAUUCCGUAUCACCCGAGGUUCCAGCCUGACCGCGGGUUGGGUCGC
Molecule: messenger RNA, 1218 nt
Organism: Branchiostoma floridae (Florida lancelet)
Lineage: Eukaryota; Metazoa; Chordata; Leptocardii; Amphioxiformes; Branchiostomatidae
Exons: 6
Coding region: 110-1036 (308 amino acids)
Source: RefSeq, a predicted model, not a curated record